Messenger RNA from Raphanus sativus (radish), 1565 nucleotides. Its product is annotated as COBRA-like protein 6. Gene Ontology annotation, biological process: plant-type cell wall cellulose biosynthetic process; cellulose microfibril organization. The transcript is spliced from 6 exons. The record is from RefSeq and is a predicted model, not a curated record. Lineage: Eukaryota; Viridiplantae; Streptophyta; Magnoliopsida; Brassicales; Brassicaceae. Gene Ontology annotation, cellular component: plasma membrane. The coding region runs from base 194 to 1504 and encodes 436 amino acids.
UAGUAUGUAAAAACCAAAAAUAGAAGGAAAAGAGUGAAGAGUGUUCACAAAUGCAGAACUCUUCGUUCAAGCACUAACAGUCACUGAACCACUCCUUUGCUUUAAUUAUUUCGACCUCUCUCUUUCUCUUAGCGAGAAAAUAAAACUUGUUUCUUUUCUUUCUCAGUUUUUUCAUCAUUUGUAAUACAAACACAUGAGUGCAAUGCUAAAUCUUUGGCUUGCAGUCACUACCAUCCUCUUCACGGUCUCACCAUUCGCACAUGGGUACGACCCCUUGGAUCCAAAUGGUGAAAUGAUCAUCAAAUGGGAUCUUCUUCAUUCAUCACCUGGCCAUCACACAGUACUAGUAAAAAUAGAGAACAAGCAAGAGUAUCGCCACGUGGAGAAGCCAGGAUGGAAGCUGAGUUGGCACUGGGUAAACAAAACAGUGAUAUGGGACAUGAGAGGAGCUGAGACGACGGAGCAAGGCAACUGCUUAGCCUUUGCCUCCAGUGAAACACUCCCUCACUGCUGUCUCAGGCGACCAACCAUCGUCGACCUUCUUCCCGGAGCUCCUUUCAACAUGCAAGUCUCUAACUGCUGCCGUGGAGGCGUCUUGACUUCUAUGUCUCAGGACCCCAUCAACCACGUCUCUGCUUUCCAGAUGACCCUUGGAAGCUUUCCUGAUGACCCUGGCGAGUUCAUUAUGCCUUAUGAUUUUGAUAUAGGUGUCCCUGGUUAUACCUGCGGCAAUGCCACGUCAGUGGCCCCUACUAAGUAUAUUACUGAUAAGGGUCGACGCAAAACACAAGCUCUAGCAACAUGGGAAGCAGAGUGCAUGUACUCUCAGACUAAGUCAUCACAAUCACCAAAAUGCUGCGUUUCACUCUCUGCUUUCUACUACCAAAACAUUGUUCCUUGCCCUACCUGUAGCUGCGGCUGCCCGAGUUCAAAUUGCGUCAAGUCUGGUGUGGUGCCGUCACUUUUGGAACAAGAACAUGAUCCACAUGAGGAAGCCUCGCCUGUGGUGCAGUGUACGAAGCAUAUGUGUCCCAUACACAUCCACUGGCAUGUCAAAGUGAACUAUAAAAAGUAUUGGAGGGUUAAGAUCACAGCAACGAAUCUCAACACGAUGAAGAAUUACUCUGACUGGAACUUAGUGGUGCUUCAUCCAAACUUGAGUAACGUUACAAAAGUCUUCAGCUUUAACUACAAACCCAUGACACCUUAUUCCAAACACAUCAAUGACACGGGGGUGUUUUGGGGAUUGAAGUAUUACAACGAUGUAUUGAUACAAGCUGGAGAGACUGGGAAUGUGCAAACAGAGAUAUUGCUAAACAAGGAUAUGGAGAACUUCAGUUUCAAAAACGGUUGGGGUUUUCCAAGGAGAAUCUUGUUCAAUGGAGAUGAGUGUGUUAUGCCUUCUCCAGAUGAGUAUCCGAGGCUGCCCAGAUCUGCUUCUUAUUCCUCUCGUGAUUCUAGCUUUGUGACAUCCGUACUAUGUUUUCUCCUUUUACUUGUUUGAUUGUAACGUUUCAUUUGAACCUGCACUGCUUCAGGCCUUUUAAUGAAUAACGCCUUGAUAA